AUCACUGGCUCUGCAUAGUAAUAUCAGGAGUACCAUUUCUGCGAAGCACUGUCUGCGCCGAAUGGAGACGGCCCUGGGCUGUCAAGCAUAAUUCUACACAACACAACUCAUGUGGAUGAGGGGAUUUCAGUUCAUGGUGAGCACACUUCUUGUCAGAGGAAUGUCGGUAGUUUCCGUAUAUAUGGAGCGCUUCGCUCGCAGUUCUUGGUCGAGGAUCAUGACAGACAGCAACAAGAACAACACGAGCGAUAAAGCAGGCACGACGCGAGAUACACCUCGGAAUAUUCCCCAAGAAGCCCACAACCUUCGGAAUCUCCACUAUCUCUACCCUUUGGAAUCCGCCACUGGCCAAUGUCCAGUACCGCCACAGUAGCAAGAUAUCUCGUGCCUCAAUAUCAGCCCACGCGGACCGAGAUGUCGGUCCUUCCUCCCGAGCUCGAUCAAGCCACAUGGUGUAGCAGGGUCAGCGGGUGUACCGGCCACGACGCUGGGCUCAUUGUUGACAGGCAAAGAUUCCAGAAGGAUAAGCAAGGCCAAGCCUCCGUCUUCAUCAUCAGCAGCUCCUACCUUGUUUCGGCUCGCGGCAGAGCUCUUGGCCCUGAUUGUGGAGCAGCAGAUAGUGUCAGACUUACCAGGGAUGGUCUCUCACAGACUCCUCCGCCGUCUCGGCCCGCCACAACCUCCUACACUCCUCUGCCCUGGCCGCGUCCAGCUCCGGAAGCUUCGCGUCCUAUAUCACCCCAAAAUCACGUUGGGCCGGUUCGUAGAGCCCACGCCGAGGACGACGAUGUAUCUGGCCAGAGAGUGGCAUACAUGUCCACGGAGGCUCCACGGGACUUUACACCCCCACCCAGCCCUCCGCCCACGCCGCCACACCCUCCGCCUCCUCGUCCACAGCCGCGACCCCCAAGACCGCCUCCGACGCCUCCUCCGCAGAAUCUAGACGCUUGCGAGUUGCCGGUUGAGAAGUGCCAAAAGAAGAUUACUCCCGCUAGCGAUGAGGAAGGGGCUCAGGAGAGCCAUGAUCGUCCAAGUCAGACCCGACCGCCGAAGCCGGCACCGAAGCCGGCGCCGAAGCCAGCGCCAAAGCCUCCUCCGCCCUCUCCUUGCCCGCGUCCGGGUCCUCGUCUCUGAGGAGACCUAUUGUUAGCGACGAAGGAAGUGGCUGAUGGCAUUGGGCUCAAGGACACAACGCGCCAAGGGACGGUGACUGGGGGGUUCGUAACGAAAGGGAGAGUUCUAGGUGGUUGUCGG
Molecule: messenger RNA, 1254 nt
Organism: Microdochium trichocladiopsis
Lineage: Eukaryota; Fungi; Ascomycota; Sordariomycetes; Xylariales; Microdochiaceae
Exons: 2
Coding region: 352-1134 (260 amino acids)
Source: RefSeq, a predicted model, not a curated record